Molecule: messenger RNA, 1728 nt
Organism: Neolamprologus brichardi
Lineage: Eukaryota; Metazoa; Chordata; Actinopteri; Cichliformes; Cichlidae
Product: single-strand DNA endonuclease ASTE1-like
Source: RefSeq, a predicted model, not a curated record
CAAACGACUGUAUGGUAUGCUCACAUUUUUAAGCAAAUUGAAGCUGGACAGCUGUAAUGAUUCAGUGAAGAGAGAAAACGCUCUGCAAAAUGCUGUAAAUCACGUUCGUGAGAUCGAGGACAGAUCUUUCAAACUCUCCAUUCAAAAAUAUGUUGAACCAACAAAGACUGAUUCUGAGCUGCCUUUAUGGGUUCUUCAAAAAAUUGAGCGUGGAGAACUCACUACUUUCAUCAUAAAUAUUGUGGAUCAGAAGACAAUGAUGCUGCCUGCUCUUGUGGAGGACUUUUCACAGCCAAGUAGUUACACAGCUGCUUAUUGCAUCAGACAGUACUUCUAUGGACUGUUAACUGGAGGUCAGAUGUGCACUGAAUAUGACAGGGAGGGAGAAGAGAUCAAAGACAAGCGUGUCCCAUCCAUACUCCUCAGCAGUGAUGAACAGAAACAACUGAAAUUACAGCAUCUGCAUGAGGCUCCUGAGGGUUUGCGUCGCAGGGUGUUUGAAGAAGCUCUGCAGGUUCAGACUUCAGCCUUAGAAAACAUCCCCGACCAGCUGAAGCUGCCAGUCUGUGUGACUGUUUUCUGGUUCAAGAGGCUACAACACCACCCAAAACCUGAAACUGUCCACUGCCUCCACGCCCUCCUGCUGGGGUUUAUGUAUCACCAUGACAGUCCAGAAGCUAACAGAGAGGUUGAAGCAGCAUCGACAGCCUCCUCUCCAAAUGAUGGGAAACAAGAGGACGAGUUUGAGAGGAAGAUGAAAGCUUUAAAGGAUGCAGCUAUCAGGAGGAAAUGGCAGCCCUGUGUGGCUCAUGCUUUCAGCCAAUGGCAGUGCUGCAUGAGGCAGAGCCUCCACCUGAACCAGCUGCUGUGUUCCCCUCUACCAGAACCUCAGUGUGCCCGGCUUUACUGUGGACCUCUCCUUCAUCGGCUGGCAGAUGAAGACACGAUUGAAGAAGUACAGAAAACACUGAGAGGAGAAAAGAAGGAAUUAUAUGAAUAUUUAAAGAUGAUUUCUUAUCCAAAAACUACUGAGGAAGGGCCCUCAAGUGAGGAACAAGUACAGAAGACUGAGGAAGAGGAGAACUCAGAUGAAGAUUCCAAAACCAAUCCAGACAAUCCACACAUUGUGGAAAAAACUCUGCUUAUUGGUGAAGCUGUACUCAGAGAUGUGCAGCUAGAGACUCCAGGAACUGUGAUCAAUUGCAUUCCAGGAGCAAGAACAGGUGACAUUGAAGCUUAUCUGAAACUGCUGGCUCAGAAUGAACGUAGAUAUGGGAAGAUUGUAAUUCACGUUGGCAGUAAUGACAGCAGGUUCAGUCAAUCCGAGGUCACUAAAAUUAGCAUUGCAUCAGUUUGUAACUUUGCCAAAGAAAUGUCAGACACUGUAGGUUUCUCUGGUCCCCUCCCCUAUGAGACCAAUGAUGUCAUCUAUAGCCGCAUGCUGUCGUUGAACCGCUGGCUGUCUGAAUGGUGUUCAGAAAACAGCGUGAAAUUCUUAGAUAACUGGCAAACCUUCUGGGAAAAACCUGGUCUUAUUGAGGAAGAUGGCAUCCAUCCCACUUUGGAUGGUGCAGCUCUCCUUUCUAGACGUCUGGAUGAAUUUAUACAGAAUUUGGACAAGAAAACAGAGUUAGGGUGUGUUGUUAUAGAGGCUGUGACUCCAUAACACCAAAGAGUCAAAACAGCUAAAUGUGAUUUACUAAAUAUAUUAUUUUUACAGUAGACGUU